AUGUCCGAUAGAAAUAGACCUAGAGGUCCUAAGCAAGUGCAUCCCUCAAGUUCUCGGGAUUUUCAAUCUAAAAGAUCGUCGUCGUCAUAUAUACCGCUGCGAGAUGCCAAAAAACGGAACAAUGAGAGAUCGAGCUAUAUACCGUCUCAACCCCGAGGGAAUCAGCAAAAACUGCAGCAAGUAGGGCGAGAUGUGUAUCGCCCAAGUAAUAGAAAGGGACCACCCCCCAGUGGACCUAAAAGUCAACAACAACUGGAACCAUUGCCACCGCCACUGCUGCUGUUACAGUCACAGUCACAGCCACAGCCGCUGCAUCUGCUGCUGCUGCAUCUGCUGCAAUUCCGUUCAGGAACCAAGAGGCCAUUGCCUUCAGGACCAUCAAACCAUAGAAAGCGAAGAGAUUUGAAUGAACAAAAAUAUUCUAAAACGCCUUUGGGAAGAAGUAAAAAUUAUCCUGCCAAAGGAAAGUAUGAGUAUGAGUAUGAGUAUGAGUAUGAGUAUGAGGAAGAGUAUCAACAGCGUAAUCUCUCUCCAAAUCAAAUAUACUGUAUAAAAAUACCCAAGGGAGCUCAGGCGUAUGAAAGAGUACAACAAGUUGGCGAAGGAACUUAUGGCAAAGUAUACAAAGCAAAGAAUACCACCACUGGGGAAUUUGUAGCAAUGAAGAAGUUACGAUUAGAGCUGGAAAGGGAAGGGUUCCCUAUUACAGCAAUUAGAGAGAUUAAAUUAUUACAAUCCUUUGAUCACCCAAAUAUUGUUGGUUUACUUGAAAUGAUGAUUGAACAUAAUCAAAUCUAUAUGAUUUUUGAUUAUUUGGACCACGAUUUAACAGGAUUGUUAACUCAUCCCCAACUAAACUUGCAAGAAUGUCAUCGAAAAUAUAUUUUCAAACAGUUGAUGGAGGGAUUGGAUUACUUGCACAAGAAAAGAAUAAUACAUCGGGAUAUCAAAGGUUCGAAUAUAUUACUUGAUCAUAUGGGGAAUUUGAAGAUUGCUGAUUUCGGAUUAGCUAGAACAAUGCAAAUUUCAAGUGAAGGAGAGAAAGCCGAUUUUACAAAUAGAGUCAUUACGAUUUGGUACCGACCACCUGAAUUGUUACUUGGUGCAACCGAUUAUGGAAGAGAAGUAGAUAUAUGGGGUGUUGGGUGUUUACUUGUUGAAUUAUAUUCUAAAAUGGCUGUUUUUCGAGGCAUGGAUGAGAUUAGUCAAUUAGCCAAGAUUUUUAACAUAAUGGGAACACCAACCUUGGAGCAAUGGCCCAAGAUUGAUAAUUUACCCUGGUUUGAAAUGUUAAAGCCAAAAAUCAACAUAGUAUCGAAAUUUGCUAAGAAGUAUAAGGAUAUAAUGACACCUGAUUCGUUUAAACUAGCUGAGAAAUUAUUGGCUUUGAAUCCUCUCGAUAGGCCAGCUGCAGAUGAAGCUUUAAGAGACGAGUUUUUCACAAAUGAGCCCAAACCUGAACCAUUGUUGUUUUUACAAGAUUUGAAAGGUGAAUGGCAUGAAUUUGAAACUAAAAAGAGAAGAAGAGAAGAAAGGAAGAGAGUUAAGGAUGAAGAAGACGCCGAAUUGGCUGUAAGUAGAAAGAAAUUGAACGGAGAGGCUGGUUCUGAAAAGGUAUCUCCUGAUGCGGGUAGUACCGGUUUGAAUUCGAUCUUAGUUUCUAUGAUGGCCGCGUAUAGUGUUAGUAUAACGCUAGACACUUCUAAAUACCUGCCUACACCACCUGAAAACGGUGAUUUCGAAACACAUAUAACUUUACAAGAUGAAUUUCCAUUCACAUCAAGAUUUACGCAUGUUUAUAAUGGAGAAGUGAUAGAAUGCAUGCAAGAGAUAGAGCAAUCAUUUAUAAAGAAUCAUAAUUGCACUUCUCGGGAAGAUGAUAUACAAUGUCACUGUUUAUUCAUGAAUUAUGUUGAUGAGAAUUGCGUUGAUGUUGGGUUGAAAAACGAUGGAUUAUGGGAAUUGGAAAAGGUGGAGUAUCCCGAAUGUCAAAUUGGGGCGUGA
Molecule: messenger RNA, 2004 nt
Organism: Lodderomyces oxycetoniae
Lineage: Eukaryota; Fungi; Ascomycota; Pichiomycetes; Serinales; Debaryomycetaceae
Product: cyclin-dependent serine/threonine protein kinase
Exons: 2
Coding region: 1-2004 (667 amino acids)
Biological process (GO): positive regulation of transcription elongation by RNA polymerase II; protein phosphorylation
Cellular component (GO): cyclin/CDK positive transcription elongation factor complex; nucleus
Molecular function (GO): ATP binding; cyclin binding; RNA polymerase II CTD heptapeptide repeat kinase activity
Source: RefSeq, a predicted model, not a curated record